Molecule: messenger RNA, 2228 nt
Organism: Drosophila mojavensis
Lineage: Eukaryota; Metazoa; Arthropoda; Insecta; Diptera; Drosophilidae
Gene: Abp1
Product: drebrin-like protein
Exons: 6
Coding region: 174-1754 (526 amino acids)
Biological process (GO): regulation of actin filament polymerization; positive regulation of dendritic spine morphogenesis; positive regulation of axon extension
Cellular component (GO): cortical actin cytoskeleton; actin filament; postsynaptic membrane
Molecular function (GO): actin filament binding
Source: RefSeq, a predicted model, not a curated record
CGAUAAUAUAUCAACAAAGCUGAGUAAAAGUAUUUGUAGUGCCAGUGCACUCUAUCUGCAAUUAAUUAAAACCACCAGCUAGUGUUAAAACUCUAUUAAAGUCGUUGGCACCACUGCGCCGACGAGUGAACGAAGAUUUACGCACUUUCAUUUCCGUGAACACGCACAGAAAAAUGGCCAUAAGCUUUGAGAAACAUCGUGCUCAAAUCGUAGAUGCUUGGAAAGAUGUACUCAACGCAAAGAGCAGCACCAAUUGGGCCUUAUUUGGCUAUGAAGGCCAAACGAACGAAUUAAAGCUAGUUGGAAAAGGAGAUGGCGGCGUGGAGGAGUUAACCGAAGACCUAAAUAGCGGUAAAAUAAUGUACGCAUUCUUGCAAAUCGAAGAUCCGAAGACUGGCCUUAAUAAAUACCUGUUAAUCAACUGGCAGGGUGAGGGUGCUCCAGUCCUACGUAAAGGCACUUGUGCCAACCAUAUUCAUGACGUGGGAAAAUUAUUAUCCGGUGCACAUUUGACAAUUAAUGCGCGUAACGAGGAUGACAUAGAUCUGGAGCGUUUGUUAAAAAAAUUGAGUACGGUUAGCUCGGCGUACAGCUUUAAGGAGCCGCGUGGCGUAAUGGAGGAGCAAAAAGCGCCAGUGGGUACUAAUUACACGCGUGUCAUUCCCACUAAAGAGCUUAAUGCCAGCGUAAUGCAAGACUUCUGGAAAAAAGAGGAAGCUGACGAGAAGAAUCGGAUUGGGGCUGAAAAGGAAGCCAAGCGAUUACACCUUCUUAAACUCGAGCAAGAGCAACGAGCUCGUGAGGAAAAAGAGCACAAUGAGCGUGAGAAGUUGGAAAUAAGUACGACGAAGUUGCAGCCAGCUCAUGUGCCGAUUAAAACCUCACCGCAACCAUUGAGCCCAGAGAAAACAAUUGCAAAUUUUGCAAAAACCUUAACCGAUGCCGAGCGUAUGCGCCAGGCACGAAACCAAGAGGCACGUGAGUUGAUUGGGUCGCGUGUGGGUGCUGCUAAGGCCAUGUUCACCAAACACACUAGCGAGGGUCAGCUGCAGUCCAAACUAAAUACUCAACCCCCGGCGAAGCCCGCCCGUAAUUCUAUUGCGCAACGUAUAAAUGUUUUCAAUCACAGCCAGACGCAGGAUACACCGAUCCCUCUGGCUAAACAUUCUGAGUCUGUGGAUAAGAAACAAGUGGUCAUUGAAGCUUCAGCGGAGGUUGAGGCACCACCUGUUUCAGUCAUUGAAGCGAAUUCUAUUGCAUCCAUUACGGAGGAAGAUGCACAGCAAUCUGAGGAUUUGCCUCUGGCUCAUGAAAGUGAACAAUUCUCGACCAUCAAACGGUCGCCUCACAGUAAAACAAACUCGGUGCAAUCACAGUCACCAGAUGAAACAACAUCGUCGAAUGAGACUGACACGGCUGUUUACAAGGAGGAAGAGGAGGUGCGCACUAAAGUUUCUGUAACCGUGCAGCAGUCUCAGUCGGUUAAGACGUCAGGCUUAAGCACGCUGGAACGCAAUGCACUAACCGAUUUGGUCAAUGAGGAUGACUUCAUAUGUCAGGAGACCUUGGGUGACUUGGGUCUCCGCGCACGUGCUUUGUAUGACUAUCAAGCAGCUGAUGAGUCAGAAAUAACAUUUGAUCCUGGUGAUGUUAUAACUCACAUUGAUCAGAUCGACGAGGGCUGGUGGCAAGGCUUGGGCCCCGAUGGAACCUAUGGACUGUUUCCGGCAAACUAUGUCGAGAUUAUCAACUAAAACCAACAUUAUUAGCAACUAUACCCAAAAUCGUAUCUAAUAAGGGAGCUGCAAAGCAGCUUCAUCAGUUAAUCUUAAAGGCCAUUGCUGUAAUUUCAUACAUCUAUAUCUGAAUUAGUUACACGUAAAGCGUGGCUGCCCAAUAUAUACAUAUAUAUUGAUAUUGAACAAUAAUGCAGAACCAUACUAUACCUAAUGAGAUUUAAAAUUGCCUAUAAACGACUAUAACACGGCUUAGAACGUACGUCGCACGCACCAUGUUUUACAGGUGCCUUCCAUUUUAAGUAUACAUUUUAUAUCUGAUUGUUAACCUUAAGAUUUUGAAACACAGUUGCGUCCUUUUUAAAUGUUUCUUUAUGCACAUGAGUAUUUGUAUUAUCAUAUAUAUGUAGCCAAUAUAUGUCUUAUAUGUACAUGUAUUAUAGGGUGAUCGAUACCUACAUUUACUUUAAUAAUUAGUAACUCAAAAACUAA